Messenger RNA from Limulus polyphemus (Atlantic horseshoe crab), 4923 nucleotides. It is a transcript of the gene Upf2, whose product is annotated as regulator of nonsense transcripts 2-like. The transcript has 41 exons. The record is from RefSeq and is a predicted model, not a curated record. Gene Ontology annotation, molecular function: RNA binding; protein binding. NCBI's taxonomy places the organism in Eukaryota, Metazoa, Arthropoda, Merostomata, Xiphosura, Limulidae. Bases 544 to 4314 code for a protein of 1256 amino acids. Gene Ontology annotation, cellular component: exon-exon junction complex; cytoplasm. Gene Ontology annotation, biological process: nuclear-transcribed mRNA catabolic process, nonsense-mediated decay.
GUUGUUGUCAGAGAAAAAUUUUACAGAUGAGAUCGUGACUAAUAUUAGUUUAAUAAUUUCUCCUGUGAGACUAUGAUAGUAAAUUAUCCUUAAGAAUGUGCUUGCUAAUUUCAUAAGCAGCACUAUUUUAACUCUGUUUUUAGCAAUGCGAGUGAUGGCAUAAUGUGCGUAACUUCUAAGCAAAUGUUUGAACUGGUACAGUAUUCGUGCAAGUUAUUGUUUGACGUGAUAGUAUGAUUAUGUGAUUUCAGUUUUGUUUCAUUAUUUACUAUGACUGGAGUUUGAUAUAACGUUACAAGACCUAAAUUGGUUCCAAAGUUUUUAUAAAAUGUAUAUAAAAGCUGGAUGAGUUUUUCGUGUCAGCACUAUUAAUAUUUAUACAGUACUAACUAAAUUUAUUUCAUCUCGCAACAUUAGGAUUUGGAAUAAGUGGUGUAGGCCUAGCUGUGACGACUGUAGUUAAGCCUAAUUAAUGAACGAGAAAUUUGAGAACAAUCGUCACUCAUGAAACUUGGGUGUUUGCAAAAUCGUAUGUGAGAAGAAAUGGAUGACCAAGAAGUAUUCAACAACGUGACUUGUGAAUCAAAGGGUGGAGAUAUAGAGAAAAAACCUGAAGUAAGGGGAAAGAGUUGGAAACGUGAGCGUGAAGAAAGGGGAAGGCGUCAGCAAAAUCAACAGCAGCAGCAACAAGAUGAUAGCUCAAACUGUGAAACUGAAACGGAAUCAUCAGACAAAUUUGCUCUUGAAGAACCAGUUAUUUUGGCUGAAGAAAAGAGAGGUUGGGGUGAUGGCUGGAAGAAAUUAGAGGACUCAGUCGAACAUAACUCUUCCAGUCAAGACAUUGAAGAAGGUGAUGAGUUGAAAGAACAGCAAAUGUUACAGGAAACUGAAACAGAUGCAGGGGGAGAAGAGGAAAGUAAACAACACCUGGAAGCCUUUAUCAUAGAGACUGUAGAAAGACUGAGAAGAAAGGCUGAACUAAGGACAGCAAACAGUAAUAUUGCAGCAAACCGUCCAGAAGACUCCUUCUUUAGUAAGUUGGACUCUAGUCUCAAAAAGAACACAGCAUUUGUGAAAAGAUUAAAAAACCUUACUGAAGCUCAAAGGGACUCGCUUAUUAAAGACAUGAAUGGACUGAAUCUAACUAAGUACAUCAGUGAAGCUGCAGCUGCCAUUGUAGAAGCAAAACUCAAGAUGUCUGACCUGAACACAGCAGUAAAAAUUUGCUCCCUGCUUCACCAACGUUAUUCCGAAUUUUCCACUCAACUUUUAGAAAAUUGGCAAAAAGUUCUACCCAUGAAAAAGGAUGAGAAAAUAACCAAUCCCAGUAAGAUAAGAGUUGAUCUACGUUUUUAUUCAGAGCUGAUAUCAUGUGGAGUGUUUACAUUAAAAGAGGGACUCCCAUUACUUGGUAAUCUACUGACCAUUUUAACUGCUACGGACAAAGAAGAGCACAACAAUAUUAAUAUUCUUCUGAGUUUUUGUAAGCACUGUGGGGAAGAUUAUGCUGGAUUGGUGCCUCAGAAAAUGAGAAAUCUGGCUCAGAAGCAUGGACUAGAAAUCCCUAAAAGUGAUUUAUUGCCCCCAGAUCGUCAGAAAGGCCUUCGUAAUCUGCUGAAAGACUACUAUAGGUCACUAUGUCGUCACGUUGUGAAAGAUCAAAAAACACUUCAUAAUAUGGAGCAACACAACCGGAGAAUAUUACAGACCAAAGGUGAAUUAAGUACUGAAAGGAAAGAGAAGUUUGAAGCAGCCCAAGUAGCCUUUCAGAAACUCCUGUCCAGUACUCAGCAAUUUUCUGAUAUCAUAGAUGAAGACCUUCCUGAGCUUCCCAGAGAAGAUGUUAGUAGUCAAGACCCAGAUGUAGCAAAUUUAGAUGUACAUAACAGAUUUAAGGAUGGGGAGUUUGAAGGCACCACAUCUCUUUGGGAAGAUGAUGAUACAAGAAGUUUUUAUGAGAACAUACCAGAUCUUAAGGCUUUUAUACCAGGUAUUCUUUUCAAGGAUAGUGCUCAGGCUCCUAUACUGAAAAGUCAGCUAGAACCAAUGGAUGCAGGCCUAGAAGAAGAACUCAGUAAACUGGAACUUGAUGAAGUAGAAGCCUUGGAACUAGAGGAAGAAAAAUUGGAAGAUUCUGAUACAAAGUCUGAAACCAGCAGUAAACAAGAUGAAAAAGAUUUAACAGAGACAAUCUUGCAGGAUGUAGAUGAAUCAGACGAAAAUUCUGGCAUAGUUGCUACCAACAAGAUGAUCCUCGAUGGAUUUUUAUUUUCUCUUCUAAACUGUGUUAACAGAGAAAUGAUUGACCAGGCUGCUGUGGACUUUUGUAUGAAUUUAAACACGAAACCUAACAGAAAAAAGUUAGUCCGGACAUUGUUCUUAGUGCCACGUACGAGGUUGGAUCUUCUCCCAUUUUAUGCCCGAUUUGUUGCAACUCUUAAUCCUUGUAUGCCUGAUGUUUCCAAUGAUCUUGUUACAUUGCUCAAGCAAGAUUUUAAGUUCCAUAUAAAAAAGAAAGACCAAAUCAACAUAGAAUCCAAAGUCAAAACAGUGAGGUUUAUUGGUGAACUGACCAAGUUUAACAUCUAUCCAAAGUCAGAAUCACUGUAUUGUUUGAAAAUGCUACUGUUUGAUUUCACUCAUCAUCACAUCGAGAUGGCUUGUAACCUAUUAGAGACUUGUGGACGCUUUUUAUUCAGAUCACCAGAUUCGCACCAACGCACAAAAGUUUACUUGAGUCAAAUGAUGAGAAAGAAAUCAGUGAUGGCAAUAGACAGUCGAUAUGCAACUAUGGUAGAAAAUGCUUUUUAUUACUGCAAUCCACCAGAAGCUCCCAUAACAGUUAAAGUAGAACGUCUCCCAAUUCAAGAGUAUUUGCGGAAGCUGCUGUAUAAAGACCUCUCCAAGAAUAACACUGAAAAGAUUUUACGCCAAAUGAGGAAGUUAAAUUGGGAUGAUCCUGAUAUCAGUGCCUAUGCUACUAAGUGUUUAAUGUCCAUAUGGAAUGUUAAGUACUACAAUGUUCGAUGUGUCGCUAACUUACUUGCUGGUCUUGUUGCAUAUCAGGAAAAUGUUGGACCUCAGGUAGUUGAUGGUGUGCUUGAAGAUAUUAGAUUAGGAAUGGAGGUAAACCCAGAGUUAUUUUUAAUUCUAUAUUCAUACUCAGAUUCCUAUUCUGAGCUGGACUCACCAGAUAACCUUUUUAGAAUUCGUCUUGUCUGUAUUCUGCUAGAGACCUGUGGACAGUAUUUUAACAGUGGCUCAAGUAAAAAGAAGUUGGAUUGUUUCCUUGUCUUCUUUCAGCGUUAUUACUGGCACAAAAAGUCCUCUGACAUAUUUUCUGAAGAACACCCUUUUCCUGUGACUCUUGAGUUUUUGGUGAAAGAUACAAUUCAAGUAUUACGACCCAAGUUUAAACUAGCUGAUUCUCAGGAAGAGGCUGUACAGGCUGUUGAAGACCUCCUGAAAGAGCUGAAGCCAAAACUUGUCGAAAUUCUUCCAUCUCUGAGAAAUUCUUCCGAAGAGGUUGACCAAACUGAGGAGAGUGGACUAGGACCUAUUGAAGAAGAGGAAGAGGAUCAAGAUGAUGAUUGUCAAAGUUUAGAUGGCAGUGAUCAAGAGCAAGACAUGGAUGGAGAUACUGAUCUAUACAGUGGUAGUCAGAGCCAGCCUAAUGAGGAGGGUGGACCUAUUGAGGUGGAUGUUACGUCAACAAGUGAGGAUGAAGGUGAGGAAAGCAUUAAGGAAAGUGAUGAUGCUUUAGUAACAGAUAUCCCACGUGUUGUUCCUUGUCCUGAAGAUGAUGAUUUUAUGACUGCCUUUGACAGAAUAUUAUCUGAAAGUAUGCUGCAACGUAAUCAAGAGUCCGUAAAACCCCAGACUGACAUUGUCAUUCCAAUGAACAUAAAAGGUGGAAACAAAAAGGUUCAAACAAUUCCUACUGCAUUUCUGGAGCCCAAGAUUGAAGAACAGAAAAACACAAUUAACUUUGUACUUAUGACAAGAAAGGGAAACAAGCAACAGUUCAAGAGUUUAGAAGUUCCUCUCAUGUCAGAUCUGGCUCAGAACUUAAAGGAUCGAGAAAAGGCUGAACGAGCCGAGAAAGAGCAAGUGAAAAAACUUACUUUAGACAUUAAUGAAAGACAAGAAGAAGAAGAUUACCAAGAGAUGUUGGCAGCUCAACAAAGGCCUGCUGUCCUCAAUCUCAACCGAGACAGGCGCCAUAGAUACCAACAUCCAAAAGGAGCUCCUGAUGCUGAUCUGAUAUUUGGGAACAAGUAUGUUGACAUCCAGGUAGCAAGUAAGAUCCACUAGACCAUCCCUGGUACUGAAGAAUUUUAAACAGGCUCUCUGUAAUCUCUUCAGUACUGGGACAUCUCAGUAAAAACGAUGAAAGCCAACACUUGAGUGAUGUAAUGAAGAAAACCUCUGUCGUCCAAGCCAGGAAUAACUGGUCAACCCAUCUGUGCUUUGGGUCAAAUAGUGCACUCCACCCAUAUAAUACCUUUUUUUUCUUUUUUUUUUUUGGUUUCUGAUAAUGAAAAUUAUGAAAUUUAGAGAGAGUGUGGUAAAAACAAUCAACUUUGUGAAAAAAGUUUAGUUUCUAACAGAAAUGAGAAUGCAUAUUUUUUCACAAAAACAAAUCGGUGCAUAAUAUGGCCCCAACAAAAAAGAAUUUCUUAGUUGAACUGAAGCAGUGGUGCUGAAGGAGGUAGAGUUUCAUGAAAAUAAAAUAUUGUUUAUCUAAGGAUAAGGGAGUCAAAGAGAUUUGUGUUGUUCUAAAAAAAAAUUAAUACUGCUGGUUUAGCAGUGCAGAUUUAUUUUAAACGUGGAACAUUAUUCCUCCCUGUGUUUGUCUUUCUCUAGUCGAAGCUCUUAAUUCUUGUAUUUGUUUAAUAAUAAAUAGUUUCAUACUGCCUUCAA